AAUGAGUAUUAUUCCUGCAUCAUUGUCAUUACUUUCAUGUCAUACGCUUGGACUGAUAUUAUAUUCUGUUUAUUAUCACUGUGAUCCAGUUUUAAAUAAAGAACAAACAGGAAUUAAAAGAUAUGAUCAAAUUAUUCCUGCAUUCAUUGUUAACAAAUUCAGUUCAAUACCUGGAAUGACGGGGAUUUGUAUUGCUGGUAUUUUUAGUGCUUCUUUGAGUACUAUAUCUUCUUGCCUUAAUUCAGCUUCAACUGUGACUGUUCUGGAUUUCAUCAAACCACUGUAUGAACGAAAGCGAGGAGUUAUAUCUGACAGGAAAGUUGUGUGGAUGGUAAAAAUACUGUCUGUUGUGUAUGGGGGAGCAAGUGUAGGACUGAGUUUUUGUUUUUUAGAAGUAAGAAGUCUUGUUCAACUUAUGAAUGUUUUUAUAUCUUCGUUGGAAGGUCCCGUUUUAGCUGUAUUUUUGACAGGAGUUUUAACAAGAAAAGGAGAUGAUAAGAGUGUAUCAGUUGCCCUAGUCGUAGGAUAUUCACUGAUGACAUGGUUGGGCUUCGGAGCCAUACAUUCAAAGUAUCUUGAACCAUCUUUACCUCUCACCACUGACAUGUGUCCUUUAGUAAAUGUUACAAACACUGAAAUGAACGGUACUAUCACCCUCUUGCAAACUCCUAAACUUACGACGGACACUUUUAUUUUGUACAAGAUAUCUUAUAUGUGGAUUUGCUUCAUUGGUUAUGUUUUGACUCAAAUUCUUAUUUGCUUCGCCAUCGUAGUGACAGGUUGGAAAAACAAUGUAAUUCCUGAGAAUUCAGUAUGCCUUAGUCCAGUGACUAGAUUUUGGAUGAAGAAGAAAUUUUUAAAUGAAAGUAAAGAAAUUAAAAAUGAAUUCGAGCAGGAAGAUAGCAUAGUUUUAUCUUCCAGACAGUGAAAAGUAAUCUCAUUAGUAUAACUUUAAAAAAAUGUUGAGAACAAGCACUAUGUAUUUUGCUACUGUUAAAACUGAAUUUUACAGUUUAUGAUUUAUAAUAUUUUUGAAACUUCCUAUUUAACACAAAACUUUAUCAACACCUUAGCAUUUGCAGUAAUUAAAAUAACUUGAUUCAAGUAGCUGAAGAGACAAUAAUACUAAUGCGCAAUGGCAAUAAGCUAGUUAAGUAUAAUUAUUUCCUCACAAAAUUAUGCCAAUAAAAUUUUGAAAUCAACAAUUUUUGAUAGAAAUUUAAGCAGUAAACAGUUAAUAGUUAUUAGAUUUUUGAUAAGUAUCGUUAUUUUCAUGCAAUUGAUGUUUGAGGAAAUUUUUAGCGUCAUCUAAAUCGCUUUUUUAAAAAUUUAAACUGCAAUGAGAUUUGAUUUCAAAAAUCAAAAAGCUGAGAAACGUGUGGAGUUAAAUUAUUUACUCAUAACCGCGAAUCACAUCAUUUUAAUGUUUGAGAGGCAAUUAAUGAAAGUUUUUAAAAUUAUGAAGUACUAAUUCUCCUAUUCUUAUAACUAAUAAAGCGACCCCGAUAUUUUCUACUUUUUUUUAAAUGUGCUGUCCAAUAACACUAUAUCGUCAAAAGUUUGUUUAAAGCAGAAAAAAAUAUCGAGAAAAUACAAAUAAAAAUAUGAAACUAGAAUUUAAAUUGCGAGGAGAGAGGCCACUUGUGACGAAGAAACACUGUCCUACCCCCAUGGGUAUCCAGAAAAAUGUGUAUAUUCAAAUAAAUGCUCAUUUAAAAAUGUUAUUUUGUUCAAAUAAAAUUUUCACAAAUUUAA
Parasteatoda tepidariorum (common house spider) is the source of this 1755-nucleotide messenger RNA. NCBI's taxonomy places the organism in Eukaryota, Metazoa, Arthropoda, Arachnida, Araneae, Theridiidae. The record is from RefSeq and is a predicted model, not a curated record.